Molecule: messenger RNA, 1078 nt
Organism: Oncorhynchus mykiss (rainbow trout)
Lineage: Eukaryota; Metazoa; Chordata; Actinopteri; Salmoniformes; Salmonidae
Source: RefSeq, a predicted model, not a curated record
GGCUACCCUGCCGCCCCUCCACUCUAACCACUAGGCUACCCUGCAGCCUCUACACUCUAACCACUAGGCUACCCUGCCACCCCAUGUUGAUGUUUAUUCCCCAGGAGGACCAGGGCUCUUCUCCAGAGCUGUUCCACCUGGUAGGGUUUGGUGUUGGGGCCCAUGUAGCUGGUGUGACCGGGGCCUGUUUGGAGGGAACAAUUGGCAGGAUCACAGGCCUGGAUCCGUUCUCACCGGUGUUUUCAGAGGCAGACAGCAGCCUGUCUCUGGAUCACACUGAUGCCCAGUACGUGGAUGUGAUUCACACCAACUUCAACCCCAAUGAGCCGGUAGCUCCCCUGGGGGUUCCCAGACCGUUGGGUCAUGUUGAUUUCUACAUUGGCAGAGGAUAUCAACUCCCUGGUUGUCCUCAGGCUCUCAUGAAAAGGGAGCAGUACUUGCUGUGCAGUCACCAACGGGCCUAUAGGUUGUUCACCAGCUCCAUCCGGUCCUCCUGCCCUCUCACAGCCUUCCCCUGCCAGGGAGUAGAGGACUUCCAGAGGGCUCUCUGUACACACUGUCACCACCCUGGCCUCAACAUCUGCCCCCAGCUGGGCUACGACAUCAGCUGGCUGCCUCCAGAUCGACCAAUCACCUUCCAGCCCCUGACCGCGGUCCUGGACAUCACAGCAACGGACCCUUUCUGCGUGACGCCGUUCCUGUUGGAGGUGCACCUGGAGGGAAACACCUCGUUAGAAGCCCAGCUAUUUAUUCAGCUGAAGGGAGACGUCAGGAAAACACCUGUCAUGUUGGUGUCCGGUCCUUCCCUGAUGCAGUUUGAGUCUCAUCAGAUACACCAGUUCCUGGUUUCUGUACGUCACACUGUUCAGGAGUUCAGAACCAUAGUACUUCACUUCUACUCUCAACGCCUCCUGUACUUGGCCUGGAGGAAGAGACGGAUUCACAUCAGUCAUCUAGUCCUUGCACAACUACCCAGACACCAGGGGCUAGUAUCUUACAGGACCCGGAGUGUUACCGCAGUGGAGAAUCACAGAGUGGAAGUGUAUCUGCAGAAGGAAGAGUGAAGAUGGACGGGAGG